CGAAUAGGGAGCGCCGGUGUUGAACGUCAGACGAAACGAAUACAUAAACGAGAGUGGAUCGUGAAUUUUGCUGGAAAUCUUGUUACUUGUUUUCUGUGUAUAAUUUUAUAAGGAAAAACAAUCGAGAACUCUCGAAGUAUUUACAAGUGUUGUGGCAGUGUGUUUUGGUUACUUCCAUUUCUACGUAGUGGAUAAAUUAUUGAUUUUGGACUAGUGGCUCGCCUUUGCCACACCCUGUGGCCAUUUUGGGUUUCAACCUUUAGUAUCUGGAGAACAUUUUACGUUCGUCAUGGAUCAAAUAACUCCGAAGGAAGUGAAAAUACUUGAGAAUGCGGAGGAUAUUCAGGAGAGACGAGAACAGGUCCUGGGACGGUAUACCAACUUCAAGUCUGAGGCACGGAAUAAGCGUGACAAGCUUGAGGACUCCCGUCGCUUUCAGUAUUUUAAGCGAGAUGCGGAUGAGCUGGAGGGAUGGAUCUACGAGAAGCUUCAAGCUGCCUCAGACGAGAGCUAUAAGGAUCCUACGAACCUCCAGGCUAAAAUUCAGAAACAUCAAGCUUUUGAGGCUGAAGUCGCUGCGCACUCUAAUGCCAUAGUUCUUUUGGAUAAUACCGGUUCUGAAAUGAUUGCCCAACAUCACUUUUCAAGUGAUCUCAUCAGGAAGAGGCUUGAGGAACUUCAUCGCCUUUGGGAAUUGCUGCUGUCUCGUCUGGCUGAUAAGGGUUUAAAACUUCAACAGGCAUUGGUUCUUGUUCAGUUCCUACGUCAUUGCGAUGAGGUCAUGUUCUGGAUUCAUGACAAGGAGACCUUUGUUAACACCAAUGAAUUUGGUCAUGACUUGGAACACGUAGAGGUUCUUCAAAGGAAAUUCGAUGAGUUUCAAAAGGAUAUGGCUAGUCAAGAAUACAGAGUGACGGAAGUGAAUGAACUUGCUGACAAACUUCUUCUGGAUGGCCACCCAGAGCGCGACACCAUCCUGCGUAGGAAGGAGGAACUUAACGAAUCCUGGCAGAAACUUAAACAGCGUGCUAUUCUCCGUCAAGAGAAGCUCUUUGGUGCACACGAAAUUCAGCGUUUCAAUCGUGAUGCCGAUGAAACCAUGGCAUGGAUCGCAGAGAAGGAUGUAGUCCUGUCCUCCGAUGACUUUGGUCGAGAUCUUGCCAGUGUACAGACCCUUCAACGCAAACACGAGGGUAUCGAGCGCGACUUGGCUGCUCUGGAAGACAAGGUUGCGACCCUGGGCGCUGAAGCCGAUCGUCUUGCUGCAAUUCAUCAAGCUGAUCAUUCCCAACAAAUUCAAGCCAAACGCGCUGAAAUUCUGCAGUCCUGGGAGAGCCUCACCGCCAAAGCUAAAGAACGCCGUUCCAAAUUGGACGAAUCUUACUAUCUACACCGUUUCUUGGCAGACUACCGUGAUCUUGUCUCCUGGAUGAACGAUAUGCGAGCUAUUAUAUCGGCUGAUGAACUAGCUAAGGAUGUAGCUGGUGCGGAAGCACUUUUGGAAAGACACCAGGAACACAAGGGUGAAAUCGAUGCUAGGGCCGAUAGCUUUGACGCUACAACAUUGGCUGGUAAUCAACUUCUGGAAAGGAAGCACUACGCCGCCGAAGAGGUCGAACGGAAGUUGAAUUCCCUUGCUGAGGAUAAGUCAUCCUUACUCAAUCUUUGGGAAAAAAGACGUAUCCUGUACGAGCAGUGUAUGGAUUUGCAGCUGUUUUAUCGUGACACGGAGCAAGCCGAUGCGUGGAUGGCCAAGCAGGAGGCCUUCCUGGCCAACGAGGACCUUGGUGACUCCCUGGACAGCGUAGAAGCACUCAUCAAGAAGCACGAAGACUUCGACAAGUCCCUUGCUGCACAAGAGGAAAAGAUCAGAGCCUUGGACGAGUUCGCGGGAAAGCUUAUUGAUGGAGAGCACUACGCAGCCGAUGACGUUGCUCAGCGUCGUCAACUUUUGCUGGAACGUAGGGCCAUCCUCUUGGAAAAAUCUGCGCAGAGACGUGAUCGUCUAAGAGAUGCAUACAAGCUACAACAAUUCGAGAGGGACUGCGACGAGACCAAAGGAUGGGUCAACGAGAAGCUGAAGUUCGCCACUGAUGACAGUUACCUGGAUCCUACCAACUUGAAUGGCAAAGUACAAAAGCACCAGAACUUCGAGCAGGAACUGAAUGCGAACAAGACUCGCAUGGAGGAGAUGGUAUCCACUGGACAAGAACUGAUGGAAAAGGGUCAUUAUGCCUCAGACCGCAUUCGCGCACGUACCGACGAGAUCGUCUCCCUCUGGGAAAACUUGGCUCAAGCAACAGAGAAGAAAGGCGCGAAGCUUCAGGAAGCUGCUCAGCAACAACAGUUUAAUCGUACUGUCGAGGACGUCGAGCUCUGGCUGUCCGAAGUGGAAGGUCAACUCAUGUCUGAAGAUUAUGGAAAGGACUUGACCAGCGUUCAGAAUCUUCAGAAGAAACACGCCCUUCUCGAAGCUGACGUAGCUUCUCAUGCGGAUAGAAUCGACAGCAUCUCCCAGGCUGCUGAACAGUUUGUUACCUAUGGACAUUUCGAUGCAGAUAAUAUCAAAGCUAAGCAGGAACAGCUACAUGCACGUUACGCUGCUCUCCAGAGACCAAUGAGCAUCCGUAAGCAACGUCUUCUGGAUUCUCUGCAAGUCCAGCAACUCUUCAGAGACAUCGAGGACGAGGAAGCCUGGAUCAGGGAGAAGGAACCUGUUGCUGCAAGUACUAAUCGUGGACGUGACCUGAUUGGAGUACAGAAUUUGCAAAAGAAACAUCAAGCCGUCCUGGCUGAGAUAAACAACCAUGAGCCUAGGGUAGCUGCUGUGUGCCAGGCUGGUUCAAAGAUGCUUCAGGAUGGACACUUCGCGGCUGAAGAAAUCAGUCAGAGACUCGCCGCCCUGGAUGAACACUGGGGACAACUCAAGGAAAAGGCGCGACAGCGUAAGAAUGAUCUGGAUGAUUCCCUCCAGGCUCAUCAGUACUUUGCCGAUGCUAAUGAGGCAGAGUCCUGGAUGAAGGAGAAACGACCAAUCGUUCUGAACGCUGAUUAUGGUAAGGAUGAGGAUAGCUCCGAAGCACUUUUAAAGAAGCACGAAGCUCUCGUCAGUGACCUAGAAGCAUUCGCUAGCACCAUUGCAGCACUCAGAGAACAGGCAGCUGCUUGCAGGCAGCAGGAAACUCCUACGGUCGACAUUGCUGGUAAAGAAUGCGUAAUGGCUCUUUAUGAUUAUGCUGAAAAGUCACCUAGGGAAGUCUCCAUGAAGAAGGGUGACACCCUGACACUGUUGAACUCCAAUAACAAGGACUGGUGGAAGGUUGAAGUAAAUGACAGACAAGGCUUCGUACCUGCAGCAUAUGUAAAACGUGUAGAGCCUGAAGCAGGACUUAGUGCUUCGCAGCAGAACCUGGCAAGAGAACAAAGCUCCAUCGCAGCCAGGCAAGCUCAGAUCCAGGCUCAGUACGAUGACUUGCUGUACCUGGCGCGAGAACGUCAGAACAAACUUAAUGAGACUGCCAAAGCCUACGUGCUGGUACGUGAAGCUGCUGAACUCGCUACCUGGAUCAAGGACAAGGAAAACCACGCCCAAGUCCAAGAUGUCGGUGAAGAUUUGGAACAAGUGGAAGUCAUGCAGAAGAAGUUUGAUGACUUUCAGGCUGAUCUCAAAGCCAACGAAGUGCGACUUGCUGAGAUGAAUGAAAUUGCUGUUCAGUUAAUGAGCCUGGGACAAACUGAAGCUGCGUUGAAGAUCCAAACUCAGAUUCAGGAUCUGAAUGAGAAGUGGUCCAGUCUCCAAACUCUUACUGCGGAGAGAGCCAGUCAAUUAGGAUCAGCCCAUGAGGUCCAGCGCUUCCAUCGUGACGUGGAUGAAACUAAGGAUUGGAUUCGUGAGAAGGAUGCAGCUCUGAACAAUGACGAUCUAGGAAAGGAUUUGCGCAGCGUUCAGGCUCUUCAGCGCAAACAUGAAGGUUUGGAACGAGACCUGGCAGCUCUUGGAGACAAGAUCAAACAGCUAGACGAGACUGCUAAUCGUCUGAUGCAGUCCCAUCCUGACACGGCAGAGCAAACUUAUGCCAAGCAGAAGGAAAUUAAUGAAGAAUGGACUCAGCUUACUGCAAAGGCUAAUAGCAGGAAGGAAAAACUUCUGGACUCUUAUGACCUACAACGUUUCCUCAGUGAUUAUCGUGAUCUCAUGGCCUGGAUCAAUUCAAUGAUGGGACUUGUUGCUUCUGAAGAACUUGCGUCUGAUGUUACCGGUGCUGAAGCUCUUCUUGAACGUCAUCAGAAUCACAGAGCAGAGAUAGACGCACGAUACGGCAUUCUUCCUGAGGAGCAUCGCAUGGAAAUCGAUGCCAGAGCAGGUACCUUCCAGGCAUUUGAAUUGUUCGGUCAGCAACUCUUGCAGUCGAGUCAUUACGCCAGUGUAGAAAUCCAGGAGAAACUUGAGUCUAUGGCAGAGGCACGUCAAGAACUCGAGAAGGCUUGGAUCCAGCGACGCAUGCAGCUAGACCAGAAUCUAGAGCUCCAGCUCUUCUGUAGGGACUGCGAGCAAGCGGAAAAUUGGAUGAGCGCGAGGGAAGCUUUCUUAAGCAGUGCGGACGCUGUAGAUAGUACUGAUAACGUCGAAGCCCUUAUCAAGAAACACGAAGACUUUGAUAAGGCCAUUAAUGCUCACGAGGAAAAGAUCGCUGCUCUGCAGACCCUGGCUGAUCAGCUUAUAGCUGCUGAACACUAUGCCGCCAAGCCCAUCGAUGAUAGACGUGUCCAGGUGCUGGACCGUUGGAGACACCUUAAGGAUGCCCUCAUAGAGAAGAGAUCUAAGCUUGGAGAAUCUCAGACUCUCCAGCAAUUCUCUAGAGAUGCCGAUGAAAUGGAGAACUGGAUUGCUGAAAAACUCCAGUUGGCUACCGAAGAGAAUUAUAAAGAUCCUGCUAAUAUUCAGUCGAAGCAUCAGAAACAUCAAGCUUUCGAAGCUGAAUUAGCAGCAAAUGCUGACAGGAUUCAGUCGGUUCUUGCUAUGGGUGGUAAUUUGAUUGAGAAACAUCAGUGCGCAGGAUCAGAAGAUGCUGUACAGGCCAGGUUGGCUUCCAUCGCUGAUCAGUGGGAGUAUCUCACUCAGAAGACUACGGAGAAGUCAAUGAAGCUAAAAGAGGCUAACAAACAGCGUACUUACAUUGCUGCUGUUAAAGAUUUGGACUUCUGGCUUGGUGAAGUGGAGAGUCUGCUCACUUCAGAAGACGCUGGUAAGGAUUUAGCUUCAGUGCAAAACCUCAUGAAGAAGCAUCAACUUGUCGAAGCAGAUAUUCAGGCGCACGAGGAACGUAUCAAGGAUAUGAAUGCCCAGGCAGAUUCUCUUAUUGAAAGCGGUCAGUUCGAUGCUGCUGGAAUUCAGGAGAAACGACAAAGCAUCAACGAGCGUUAUGAACGCAUUAGGAACUUGGCAGCUCACAGACAAGCACGACUUAACGAAGCUAACACCCUACAUCAGUUCUUCAGGGAUAUCGCUGACGAGGAGUCCUGGAUCAAGGAAAAGAAACUCCUGGUAGGCUCUGACGACUACGGUCGCGAUCUUACUGGGGUUCAAAAUCUGAAGAAGAAGCACAAGAGGCUCGAGGCAGAACUUGGCAGCCACGAACCCGCUAUUCAGGCUGUCCAAGAAGCUGGUGAAAAGCUCAUGGACGUUUCUAAUCUGGGUGUUCCUGAGAUUGAACAACGCUUGAAGCUCCUGAACCAGGCCUGGGCCGAACUCAAACAACUAGCUGCCAAUAGAGGUCAGAAGCUUGAUGAGUCCUUGACCUACCAACAAUUCCUGGCUAAGGUUGAGGAGGAGGAGGCUUGGAUCACCGAGAAACAGCAGCUCCUCUCCGUGGAAGACUACGGCGACACCAUGGCUGCUGUGCAAGGAUUACUCAAGAAGCACGACGCCUUCGAAACGGACUUUUCUGCUCACGGUGAACGUUGUAAGGAUAUCUGUAACGCUGGUGAGGGUUUGAUCAAAGCCGGAAAUCAUCGUGCUGACGCCAUAAGUCAACGCUGUGCUCAAUUGCGCAACAAACUCGACCAACUAGGAGCACUUGCAGCUAGGAGAAAGACUCGACUAAAUGACAACUCGGCAUACCUGCAGUUCAUGUGGAAAGCCGACGUUGUGGAAUCCUGGAUUGCCGACAAGGAGACCCACGUCCGUUCCGAAGAGUUUGGACGUGAUCUCUCUACUGUGCAGACUCUCCUCACCAAGCAGGAAACCUUCGAUGCUGGUCUGCACGCUUUCGAACACGAGGGUAUACAAAACAUCACUGCCCUGAAGGAGAUGCUCGUGGACUCUGGCCACGAUCAGACUCCCAGUAUUGAGAAACGUCAUGCCGACGUCAUAGCUCGCUGGCAGAAGCUUCUAGCUGACUCUGACGCCAGAAAGCAGAGACUGCUACGUAUGCAAGAUCAGUUCCGUCAGAUCGAGGAACUCUACUUGACCUUUGCCAAGAAAGCUUCAGCCUUCAACUCAUGGUUCGAAAAUGCCGAAGAGGAUCUAACUGAUCCCGUGCGCUGUAACAGCAUCGAGGAGAUUCGUGCUCUUCGAGAAGCUCAUGCCCAGUUCCAGGCCAGUUUGUCAUCCGCAGAAGCUGACUUCCAGGCUCUGGCUGCUCUCGAUAGACAAAUCAAGAGCUUUAAUGUUGGUCCCAAUCCUUACACGUGGUUUACUAUGGAGGCACUCGAGGAUACCUGGCGCAACCUGCAGAAGAUCAUCAAGGAGCGCGACGUGGAGCUUGCUAAGGAAGCUCAACGACAGGAAGAGAACGACAAGCUGAGAAAGGAGUUCGCCAAGCACGCCAAUGCUUUCCAUCAGUGGUUGGCCGAGACGAGAACUUCCAUGAUGGAGGGUUCAGGAUCCUUGGAACAGCAAUUGGAGGCUACUAAGCGUAAAACUCAGGAGGUGCGCGCACGUCGUCAAGACCUGAAGAAGAUAGAAGACCUAGGAGCAAUUCUUGAGGAACAUUUGAUUCUGGAUAAUCGCUACACAGAACACAGUACCGUCGGUUUGGCACAACAGUGGGAUCAGCUGGAUCAACUGGGAAUGCGAAUGCAACACAACCUGGAGCAACAGAUACAAGCCCGAAACCAGUCCGGUGUAUCGGAGGAUGCUCUGAAGGAGUUCUCAAUGAUGUUCAAGCACUUCGACAAGGACAAGAGCGGCCGUCUCAAUCACCAGGAGUUCAAGUCCUGCCUCAGAGCUCUCGGUUACGACCUACCAAUGGUAGAAGAAGGUCAGCCUGACCCAGAAUUCGAAAAUAUACUCGAUAUCGUCGAUCCUAAUCGCGACGGAUAUGUUUCCCUGCAAGAAUACAUGGCGUUUAUGAUUAGCAAGGAGACUGAAAACGUCCAGAGUUCUGAAGAAAUUGAAAAUGCCUUCCGCGCCAUUACAGCUGCUGAUCGGCCAUACGUUACGAAGGAGGAACUCUACGCUAACCUCACCAAAGAAAUGGCCGAUUACUGUGUCGCCAGAAUGAAACCCUACGUGGAUCAGAAGACGGAACGACCGAUCACGGGCGCCUUAGAUUAUAUUGAAUUUACUCGCACUCUUUUCCAGAAUUAAGUUAAUGGUUUUUAUAGUGAGCCCCUAUCGCGAUAUGAAACUUUAAAUUAUUGUUACGCAAAUAUUAUAUUUACUGCUUUCAACGCAAAUGACUAUUUUAAUACAGCAUUAAUGUUCCUUCCAUUACAUGAUUAUUUCCUCACGAACUUUCAACAGAUAUUUUGAUUUUUAGAUAAAAGAUAAGAAAUUAUUGAUCGACGAUAGAUUGUUCUUAUCAGAGACCUCUCAUUUAUUCGCUCUAUGUAUUCGAAUAUUUAUUCGCUGAUUUUAUAUAACUGAAGAUAAAAAACGAAAAAAAAAUUUAGCAGUAGAAGCUUUCCUUGUGUCUAUGAAUUCUUAACGGUGCUUGCUUCAUUAUAAUCUGGCAGCAAUAAAAUAAAUAAUUAAAAAUA
Cephus cinctus (wheat stem sawfly) is the source of this 7983-nucleotide messenger RNA. It is a transcript of the gene alpha-Spec, whose product is annotated as spectrin alpha chain. Bases 290 to 7591 code for a protein of 2433 amino acids. Gene Ontology annotation, cellular component: cell junction; plasma membrane; cortical actin cytoskeleton. The record is from RefSeq and is a predicted model, not a curated record. Gene Ontology annotation, biological process: actin cytoskeleton organization. NCBI's taxonomy places the organism in Eukaryota, Metazoa, Arthropoda, Insecta, Hymenoptera, Cephidae. The transcript has 7 exons. Gene Ontology annotation, molecular function: calcium ion binding; actin filament binding.